Messenger RNA from Pezoporus occidentalis (night parrot), 3106 nucleotides. It is a transcript of the gene INPP5J, whose product is annotated as inositol polyphosphate-5-phosphatase J. Lineage: Eukaryota; Metazoa; Chordata; Aves; Psittaciformes; Psittacidae. The transcript has 12 exons. Bases 16 to 2652 code for a protein of 878 amino acids. The record is from RefSeq and is a predicted model, not a curated record. Gene Ontology annotation, molecular function: phosphatidylinositol-3,4,5-trisphosphate 5-phosphatase activity; phosphatidylinositol-4,5-bisphosphate 5-phosphatase activity. Gene Ontology annotation, cellular component: ruffle; cytoplasm; plasma membrane. Gene Ontology annotation, biological process: phosphatidylinositol dephosphorylation; negative regulation of peptidyl-serine phosphorylation.
GGGCUCCGCGUCCCGAUGGAGCCGGCCCGGCGCGGGAGCGCGGACCAGGGCUCGGCCGCCGCCUUGGGGCCCCGGCCCGGCCCCUCGUGGGGUACCUCGCCCGCCGCCGCCCCCCCAGCACGGCCGGUGCCUUUCGGCUCCGGCGGCUCGGCCCCGGCCGCGCCUUUCCUUGGCGGCGGCGGUGGCCCGGGUGCCCGCCGAAGCUCUCGGUCGGACGCCGCCUGCGACCCCUUCCCGUAUGGCUGCCCGCGGCCCGGCGGGGUGCAACGCUGCGGUCCUGAGGAGCGGGCCCCGGGCAGGGGCGCGCAGCCCCUGCCGCUGGAGGUCGGCAGGGCGCAGCCCGAGGGGCCCGGCGGACCCCACAACUUCCCGUUGCCGGCCUUGCUGCCCCCCAGCCCUGGCGGCCCCCCGGCCCGGCCCGGCGUGCAGUCCCCCGUAGCGCCCUCCUUCCCCGAGCUCGGACCCCUGGAGCAUGCUGUGCCCGGGAAGCUACCGCCCGCCGAGCGGAGGGAGAUGCUCCCCAAGGCCGAGUCCAGCGACCACAUCUCCGCUUGGGCGGGCUCCUCGCCGCGGGCUGCUGGGCUACCCAAAGCCGUCUCCAGCGAGUUCCUCGCCAGCGGGCGGGUGGGCCUGUCCAAGCCGUCUGCUCUCUCCAAAGCGGAGCCGGAGGACCUCUCCCUCUUCGGGAGGUCCCUCGGCCAGCCAAGUGCUGGUGAUUCCUCUGACGCACUCGGCUGCUCGGGAAGGAGCCCGGAGGACAGUUCGUUCCGCAUCACAGUGGUUACCUGGAAUGUGGGCACAGCUAUGCCCCCGAAUGAUGUGACAUCCCUGCUGCACCUCAACACAGGCGAGACUAACGAUGUGGAUGUGAUUGCCAUUGGGCUGCAGGAGGUGAAUUCUAAGAUAAACAAGCGCCUGAAGGAUGCCCUCUUCACAGAUCAGUGGAGUGAGCUCUUCAUGGAUGUGCUGAGCCCCUUCCACUUUGUCCUGGUCAGCACUGUUCGGAUGCAAGGUGUGAUCCUACUGGUAUUUGCCAAGUACUACCACCUCCCCUUCCUGCAGGACAUCCAGACAGACUGCACGAGGACAGGGCUGGGAGGCUACUGGGGCAACAAGGGUGGGGUGAGUGUUCGUCUCUCCAUCUUCGGCCACAUGGUCUGCUUCCUGAACUGCCACCUGCCAGCACAUCUGGAGAAGGCAGAGCAGCGCAAGGAGGACUUUGCCACCAUACUGCACAUGCAACAGUUCGAGGGGCGUGUGGCCAGCGGCAUCCUGGACCAUGACCUCGUGUUCUGGUUUGGGGACCUCAACUUCCGCAUCGAGAGCCUUGACAUCCGCUUUGUGAAGUAUGCCAUUGACAGCAACAUCCUGAGCCAGCUAUGGGAGAAGGAUCAGCUGAAUAUUGCCAAAAGCACCUGGCCUGUCCUCAGUGGUUUUCAGGAGGGCCCCCUGAACUUCCCACCCACUUUCAAGUUUGAUGUAGGCACCAACAAAUAUGACAGCAGUGCCAAGAAGCGGAAACCUGCCUGGACUGACCGCAUCCUCUGGAAGAUCAAGUCUCCCAGUGUUGGGCUUGGCAUGGGUGGGCACCGGCCCAGACGGAGUGUCCUCUCAGUGAGCCAGCUCUGCUACUGCAGCCACAUGGAGUACACAGUCAGCGACCACAAGCCAGUAGCUGCCAUCUUUGCAGUGCAGUUUGCUUCCAAGACAGACAAGCCCCCGGUUGAGAUUUAUGUGGCUGAUGAAUGGAGCAGGCCUGAGCAAGCAGUUGUCAGGUACAAGAUGGCUGCUGGCUUCCACCGGAGCUCGUGGGACUGGAUAGGACUCUACCGGGUGGGCUUUCGACACCCUAAGGAUUACGUGUCCUAUGUCUGGGCUAGGAGCGAUGAUGGUGAGCGCUGCUUGGAGAAGCAACCAUAUGCACAGGUGAUGUUCUCAGAGGAGGCCCUGCCCAAGGGGAAGGGCGAGUACAUCCUUGGAUACUACAGCAACACCUCCAGCAGCAUUGCUGGUGUGACUGAGCCCUUCCAGAUCUCCCUGCCCAGGUCAGAGGAGGGCAGCAGCCCCACAGACAGCUCAGGCAGCAGCUCAGAAGAGGAGGAUGACAGCACACUUGUCCUGCUGGCCCCCAAGUCCCGUAGCCCCAGCCCAGGCAAGAUGAAACGGCACCGGAGCCGAAGCCCCAGCCUAGCCAAGUUCCAGGGCCUCAUCCUGCGGCCAUCAAGCCGGGACAGGGGUACAAGCCGCAGCCCCUCACCCCAGAGCCGCCGUGGCAUCCCUGGGGACAUCCCCACCAUCCACGUGCCCCAGGAGGAGCUGGGGUGCCGUGGAGUGAAAGCCAAGGAGUCAGGGCGAACAGCCAGCAGCCAGGAGGGCAGCUCUUUCUACCAGACUGUGCGGGAGCAAGGUGGCCCCUGGCAUGUCUCUGCUGACAGCCCCUUGGCCAGGGCUGACCCGAGGAACCUGGGCCUGCUGCCUGCACUCCGCCUUGAGAUGAUCGACCAAGCUCUGGGACGGCGGAGGGAGAGCACAGACCAGAGCUACCCUAGCCAGAGGAUGAGUCCCACCAGCCCCCCUGGCUGCAGGACCUCCCCAAAGGAGGGGAGCAGCCCCCAGGAGCUGGACAGCCAUAGCUGUGCCCUGGGCCACUGAUACAGUGACCCUUGUCUCCUUCCUCCCUGUAGUGUGCUUGCUGUGUACUUCCCUCUGCCACUUUCCUGCCGAGACAUCCCUCUUCCCCCUUAUUUAUUGCAGUGAUUUCUCACUACUGCAACAGAGGCCUCCCUGUGGUCCUUCCAGCCUGAGCUGCUGCCCUGGGCCUGGUAGAGCUGGGAUAUGGCACAGGGGAAGGCAAGGCUAGUCUAGUAUGGUGGGGGGAAGAGUCCACUUGAGAUUCAAAGUGCAAGACCCUUUGGUCCUAUGGGAGGAGUGCUGGCUUCACACAUGAGGUGGGACAGGAGCACAGGGCUCUGGUAGCAAUGGUGAUGGGCAUAGAGCAAGGACUGCCCCAGGGUACCCCUUAGAUCAAAGCUUGCUCCUUCCCUGCUGCUACCACUGUGCCUCAGCCUGGACUUCGUGCAAGCGACAAAAUAAACCAUCCUGCCCA